AUGGGCCUCGUCCGGAGAGGGCUGCUCGAGGACGUGUUCCCCUUCCCCCGCGACGGCCGCGGCGACCUCGGCUUCGAGCUGCACAGCGAGCUGGCUCGCUGCUGGGCGUGGGGGCUCGGCCUGCUCGCCGCGGUCGGACUUGCGGUCGAGGUGCUGGGCCGGGCGUCAGGGGACGCCAUGGCAGGCCACCUGACGCUCGCGCACGCGUGCCUCCUGGCGUGGUGGCUGCCGCUGGUGCACCUCCUCUGCGCGGCGAGGCGCGAGGCCCUGCUGCUGCGGCAGGGGCUGCUCCGGGAGCACCAGCUGCUGGCGCGCGAGCUGCGGCCGCCGCGCAUGGAGUGCCGCAAGGCGCUCCGCACCUCGCCGGCCACCUGGCGCGCCGACGACUACGUGCGCCGCGCCGGCGUCUCUCUGGCGGUGCUCGCCCUCGUCGUGGGAGUCUUCGCGUGGGUGCACCACCUCAUCGGGCUCGCGGUGCUGCUGUGCGGCCAUGGUGGCUACGAGGACGCGUCGUGGCUCGUGGCGUCGGUGAGCGUGCUGCAGGUCCCUGGUCUGAACUGGGCGCUCAGGAGAGCCGCGAUCUUCUUGACCAGGUGUGAGGAUCACCGGUCGGAUAGCUCGUUCCAGCGCGCCUACCUCCAGAAGUCUGCGGUGCUCCAGCUGGCGAACACGGUCGCGCUGCCCGUCUACGUCGGGCUCUUCCUCGACCUUCUCGAGUCCUAUGGGAGCCCCCUGGUCGAGGCAUCGUGGAGUUGCGCGACUGCUGAGCAAGGCCAGGAGCGCUGCAGGUCCGAGCGGCUGAACCGCCAGCUGUACGCCACGCUCCUGGCCUUCAUCGCGAAGGCCCUCGCCACCUUCGUCCGAGCGCAUCAGGCGUGGAUGCACCAUGUACAGCGUCACGCCGAGGAAGCCCCCAGCGUCUCCCGCAGCGCGGUGGCUCAGGACCCAGGAGAGCAGCAGGUCGUCCUCCGGCUGGACGUCACCAUCAAGGGGGCCGCCGAGCUCCCGGACACCAGCGUGAUCGACACGCCCGAUCCCUACUGCGUCUGCGAGGUGAAGGGCGACCACGGCCGCACCCUGGCCCGCUUCCGCACGCGCAGCGUCGGGGACUGCCUGAGCCCCGAGUGGAACCACCGCGGCAGCAUCCGCUCGUACACCCCGGGGAGCGCGCUGGCCUUCACCGUCAAGGACUCCAACCUGGGGCGCGACACGGUCCUCGGCGCCGCGACGCUGGACUAUGCAGAGCUCAAGCCCCUGAUCGCUGGCGCGCCGGCGCCCCGCGGCAGCGCUGGCGAUGUGCCCUGCUGGCAGGCAGGCCGCUGGCUGCCCUUGGCGCAAGUGGCCGGCGAGGGGGCGGAUGCCGCCGGGAAGAGGGGGCCAGCGGUGCACGUGGCCGUGGCGUGCAGGCGCAUCCCUCGCCUCGUUCGUCUGCUGGAUGCGGCGGCGGCGGCGCCGCGGGUGGGGGACGCGCGGCUGGACAUGCGCUGGGAGGCGGACGACGUCGUGGAGCGCGCCCUGCUGCUGGCGCUGCUGGUCGUCUCCUCGGCCACGCUGCCCGCCGCAGGCUGCGCGGUGCUGCUGUGCUGGCUGCUGCAGCUGCAGGCCCUCUCGGACUCCGCGCUGCGCGGCGCCAGGCGGCCACUGCCUGCGGAGCCCGACGCCGCCGCCUGGCGGCCCGGGGCCCAGGGCAUGGAGCACCUCUUCCUCCUUCCUCUCUUCUAG
Messenger RNA from Prorocentrum cordatum, 1722 nucleotides. NCBI's taxonomy places the organism in Eukaryota, Dinophyceae, Prorocentrales, Prorocentraceae. The record is from the annotation of a GenBank genome assembly.